GCGGGGCGUGGAGGGCGUGGGCCAGGGGCGGGGCGAGCCCCGCAAACUGGGUGCUCCUGGGGAGCUGUCAGUGUCAGGCUGGGAGAGAGGAAGUGAUCGCUCGCGGAGGAGCGCGCGGAGCCGCGGCGGGCGCAGCGUGAGACAGUACAUCCUGCGCGCCGGGCAGCGCCGCCCUCGGGAGCCGCCCGCGCACCGCCAGGCCGCGCGCCGCCACCUCCGCCCCUCGCUGCCGCCGCGUCCUGGAGCCCAGUUUGCUGCUGCUGAGCGUGUCCAGGAAACCAACAUGUCUGACAAAAGUGACUUAAAAGCUGAGCUGGAGCGCAAAAAGCAGCGCUUAGCACAGAUAAGAGAAGAGAAAAAGAGAAAAGAAGAGGAGAGGAAAAAGAAGGAGGCUGAUAUGCAACAAAAGAAGGAGCCCGUUCAGGACGACUCUGAUCUGGAUCGCAAACGCCGAGAGACCGAGGCUCUCCUGCAAAGCAUUGGUAUCUCACCGGAACCCCCUCUAGUGCAGUCGCUACAUUUCUUAACAUGGGAUACCUGUUAUUUUCAUUAUUUAGUCCCAACCCCUAUGUCUCCCUCUUCGAAAUCAGUGAGCACUCCCAGUGAAGCUGGAAGUCAAGACUCAGGAGAUCUGGGACCAUUAACAAGGACCCUGCAGUGGGACACAGACCCCUCAGUGCUGCAGCUGCAGUCAGACUCAGAACUUGGACGAAGACUGCAUAAAUUGGGCGUGUCGAAGGUAACUCAGGUGGAUUUCUUGCCUAGAGAAGUAGUGUCCUACUCCAAGGAGACCCAGACUCCAUUGGCUACUCAUCAGUCUGAAGAGGAUGAGGAAGAUGAAGAAAUGGUUGAACCUAAAGUUGGACAUGAUUCUGAACUUGAAAAUCAAGACAAAAAACAGGCUGUAACGGAAGCCCCUCCACGGGAGCUGACAGAAGAAGAGAAACAGCAGAUCCUGCAUUCAGAGGAAUUCCUCAUCUUUUUUGAUCGUACAAUAAGGGUAAUUGAACGAGCAUUGGCAGAAGAUUCUGACAUCUUUUUUGACUACAGUGGUCGAGAAUUAGAAGAAAAAGAUGGGGAUAUUCAGGCUGGAGCCAACCUUUCUUUCAAUCGUCAGUUCUAUGAUGAGCAUUGGUCCAAGCAUCGAGUGGUCACUUGUAUGGACUGGUCUCUCCAGUACCCGGAACUGAUGGUGGCCUCCUACAACAACAAUGAAGACGCUCCUCAUGAACCAGAUGGAGUAGCCUUGGUUUGGAACAUGAAGUUUAAGAAAACCACACCAGAAUACGUCUUCCACUGUCAGUCCUCAGUGAUGUCCGUCUGCUUCGCCCGUUUCCAUCCCAACUUGGUGGUCGGUGGGACUUACUCAGGCCAGAUUGUCCUGUGGGAUAAUCGUAGUCAUCGAAGGACGCCAGUGCAGAGGACACCCUUGUCAGCCGCUGCACACACGCAUCCUGUGUACUGUGUAAAUGUUGUUGGGACCCAGAAUGCUCAUAACCUCAUCACUGUCUCUACUGAUGGUAAAAUGUGUUCCUGGAGCCUGGACAUGCUCUCAACUCCACAGGAGAGCAUGGAGUUGGUGUACAAUAAGUCCAAGCCUGUGGCUGUUACCGUAAUGGCUUUCCCGACAGGAGACGUCAAUAACUUCGUGGUCGGCAGUGAGGAGGGUACAGUCUACACAGCUUGUCGACAUGGAAGCAAAGCAGGUAUUGGUGAAAUCUUCGAGGGUCAUCAAGGACCAGUGACAGGAAUUAACUGCCACAUGGCAGUGGGCCCAAUUGACUUUUCACAUCUGUUUGUCACAUCGUCAUUUGACUGGACCGUCAAACUGUGGACCACAAAGCACAACAAGCCACUCUACUCCUUUGAAGACAAUGCAGACUAUGUGUACGAUGUCAUGUGGUCCCCCGUGCAUCCCGCGCUCUUUGCCUGCGUGGACGGGAUGGGGCGCUUGGACCUCUGGAACCUCAACAAUGACACUGAGGUUCCAACAGCAAGUGUGGCUAUCGAGGGGGCAUCUGCCUUAAACCGGGUACAUUGGGCUCAAACUGGCAAAGAAGUUGCCGUUGGAGAUUCAGAAGGCCGUAUUUGGGUCUACGAUGUUGGAGAGCUUGCAGUUCCUCACAACGAUGAGUGGACCCGAUUUGCCAGAACUCUCGUGGAGAUUCGUGCCAACAGAGCCGAUAGCGAGGAAGAAGGCACAGUUGAAUUAGCUGCCUAGUGGAGGCCCACAGCCCUCACCCCAGUCACCCACCUUCCUGGCCCGAGAGCUCAGCAUCCCCAGUCCUCACGUCUGCUGUGCUCAGUGUGUCCAUUCAGUUUCAGUAUUGCUGUGACAUUUUGGGUGCCAUAUUGUGCCAGCUUUGCUACAAACGUUCCAAAUUCAUCCCACUGUACUCUCCAUCCAAAGCAGAGCAUUUGUAUCUUUUCUGUCUCAAAAAUGAGGGGUAGGGGGUGUGGGUGGGAAACCUUUAUGGGUUUGGUUGUUGCCUUUUAACUACUUAGUAGCUGUAUUUAAUAGCUGGAAACCUCUGGUUAACUUUAUGCUUACAUGCACUUAUGGCGUAGUCCUAUUAAAUCCAUAUGAAGCCAGAUAUGAUUAGGUACAGAUGUGGUGUGCUUCAUGAUACGGUACAGGGCCAAAGACUUGAGAUGUGGUGUUUCACAUGGUGACUCACAUUAUGAAUGGAUUUACUAUAAGAACAUUGCUGCUCCUUAUUUAUUGUGGUGUGCUGCAUGGAAUGUAUUUAUUUGAAAGCAUUAAAAUAAACGAUCCUAGAGCAUGUUCAUAAUGAGAGGACUGCAUUGUCUCUCUACUGCUGUUGGGGUUACAUUAAGUUCCAAAUAACAAUUACAGUAUGCCCGUUCCACUGAAGACAUGAAAUCUUUUAAGGUUUGUUGCAAUGAAUGGAAUGAUUUUUAAUGCCUAUUAUUUCUAGGUACUUUAACAAUAUUUCAAGUAUAGUUGAUCAUUGAUACUUGUCAUUCAAGCAAACACAGCUCUACAAAAAACCUGUGGUUCCUAAAUAUGACACUAGUAUUGCCAGUAAAAUGUUUCAAACCA
Molecule: messenger RNA, 3064 nt
Organism: Elephantulus edwardii (Cape elephant shrew)
Lineage: Eukaryota; Metazoa; Chordata; Mammalia; Macroscelidea; Macroscelididae
Gene: DYNC1I1
Product: dynein, cytoplasmic 1, intermediate chain 1
Exons: 17
Coding region: 284-2221 (645 amino acids)
Biological process (GO): transport along microtubule
Cellular component (GO): cytoplasmic dynein complex
Molecular function (GO): dynein light chain binding; dynein heavy chain binding
Source: RefSeq, a predicted model, not a curated record